Molecule: messenger RNA, 1067 nt
Organism: Ornithorhynchus anatinus (platypus)
Lineage: Eukaryota; Metazoa; Chordata; Mammalia; Monotremata; Ornithorhynchidae
Exons: 2
Coding region: 169-906 (245 amino acids)
Source: RefSeq, a predicted model, not a curated record
UGUCAGGCCGGCUGCAUUCUGACCAGAAAGAACUGUAGAAGGGGACAAAAGGGCUGAAGGGGCCGAAGGGGCCAGGUCCAGGGUACUCGUAAAGCAGCCAGCACAACGCUAGGCGGAGGUGCAGACGGAGGGACGGGUCUUUGUGGCCUGUGGACGAGUCCAGAGAAGAUGCCCGGAAGCUACCAGGGAGGUUCAAUCAGACGACUCCCCAGGAGCCAACCCAACCGAGCCCCCAGCCUAGGCGGACCCCGCAGCUCCAAGAACCCGGGCCGACUCAUCAGCCUCGACCUUGGAGCCCGCCCUCCCGGCCCCACCCUGCCAGACUCCCCUCUCCCCACCCCCUGCCCAGUCCGCAUGAGGGGCUCUGGCUCAACGGGCCCAUCCAUCCCAGUGCCUUGCCGGCACCACUCGGUCCACCCAUCCCACCCGAGCAGCACCACUGGAGCUCAUUCCAGGGGUGGCCCCGGCUGCGGCAGCUUCCUGACCUAUCCGGCCAGCACCGGCCCGAGGAGCCAGAGGCCCAACAACGUCACCGAGUCUCCCAAGAGCCCAACCCUCCGUGGCCGGCUUCCCAGGACGAGCUCCAGGAGCUCCCAACUCGGCCCGGGCACCAGCCACCACAACGUCCUCAGCUGGCCGGGAAGCGCUACCUGCGUCGUCGGAGCUCAGGACCACGCCGCCCACCUGGAUCGUCCAAAAUGCACCAAGUCCCUGGCCCGCCCCGCCGCCACAGAGCCUUUGGUGGCCCACCAGACCGAGCGUCCCUCAAAUCCCCACAGGGACUUCUGGACAGUGGAGGGCAGGCAGACCCCUAACCCGCUAGAGUGCUUGCCCAAAUUUCUGGCCAUGGCCCGGACGAUUUGGUCCCCGCCGGUCCUGGAACAGGCCAGCUCCGUGUGGUGGUGAUGGGGUCCUGGUUCCCCUGCUACGAUGCUGCAGAAUAAAGUGCUUGCAGCAGAGACGGGCAUUAAUUUGGAAAAGACCAGGAGAUCCAAGGGCCCCUGAUUCAGGGACUUGCCCUUGUUGGGCUGCAGCUUUUCCCUGCGGAGAAUAGACCACAGACACUU